Messenger RNA from Kalmanozyma brasiliensis GHG001, 3840 nucleotides. RefSeq names its product RNA-dependent RNA polymerase, eukaryotic-type. The transcript has a single exon. The coding region runs from base 1 to 3840 and encodes 1279 amino acids. The record is from RefSeq and is a predicted model, not a curated record. Gene Ontology annotation, biological process: siRNA processing. Lineage: Eukaryota; Fungi; Basidiomycota; Ustilaginomycetes; Ustilaginales. Gene Ontology annotation, molecular function: RNA-directed RNA polymerase activity. Gene Ontology annotation, cellular component: nuclear RNA-directed RNA polymerase complex.
AUGGAGCUGGCGUUUCUCCGCGAGUCUCUCAUCCGCAAUGAGCUCGUAGGCACCUCGGCUCUCGUACAUCUUAGCGCUUACCUCGAUCGAAUGAUCACGGCCCGACAGCCGGCGUUGGCUUUACGAGCUCUUAAGAACUUGGUGCCCAAAUUGGAGGCUCGCAAAGAAAGAGGCCUCACUGAGGAGCAGACUCACAAGGUCACCAAUCGUCUAUGGGAUGAGGCUUGCGACGAGGCCGUCAGAAACGAUUCGAACGGCCUGUUGACGUUCCUGGAUCCAUCGCUGCCAACGGGCGACAGCCUUCUGUCCCCAUUCUUGCACAUCGACGUCACUCCCACCCGCGUCUUGCUGUCUGGUCCGCACUGGCACAUGUCGAACCGCGUGAUCAGGUCGUAUAAAGAUCACUGGCAGCACUUCGCUCGGGUCACCUUCACUAACGAGAGUCGCGAAGGAGCCACCACCAUCACGCCCAACUACGGCUUCGCACAGAGCGAAACCUUCAUCCGGAAGCGCGUCCUGUCUAUACUCAAAGACGGAAUCAACGUGGCUGGACGCCACUGGGACUUGCUUGCGUGGUCCUCCUCGUCGAUGAGUACCCACACAGUCUGGUUCCUGGCCCCUUUCACGGACUCAAAAGGGCGUCGGGUCGAUGCCAAUGUGAUCCGUGCCAGUCUUGGCGACUUCCGAGAUGUCAUUAGAUCGCCCGCACUCUACGGUGCCCGCCUUUCCCAAGCAUUCAGCGCGACAGCCAGUACAGUCAGGGUGCCACAGGAACACGUGCGUCAUAUACCAGAUAUCGAGGCGGAAAAAGGCAAAGCUCACACGGAUGGCGUCGGACAGAUAUCGCCGGCCCUGAUGGCGGACGUUUGGGAGAGCUAUGUGUCCAUGCACGGCGAACAUCGUCAACGAAAGCUGCUGAAAGCCACGGCGCCCUCAGCUAUUCAGAUUCGCCUUGGAGGCAGCAAAGGCAUGCUUGCGGUGCAUCCUGGGCUCACUGGCAAAGUUGUGUGCCUGCGUCCCAGCAUGCUCAAGUUCAGCUCAGGACACCAAGAUCUCGAGGUCGCCAACUCUUCAUCCCGCUGUCUGUCGGCCAAGCUCAAUCGCCCGCUCAUCAACGCGCUCGACGACCGCGGGGUCAACAAGGACGCGUUUCUGGACAUACAGGACGAGGCCAUGCGGCAAAUCGACCGGGCCCGCACCAGGUUCAACGAGACGGCCAAGCUGUGCUCAGCGUUCAGUCUCGGCACGGGCUGCAACCUUCGAACUCUCUUUGAGAAGUGCCACAAGGCCGGCCUCGGGGCUGCAACAGUCGAAGACGACAGCUUCUUGCUCGUGCUCGCCAAAGCGGUGACAGCUGCCGCAUUCGGUGACAUGAAGCGCAAGGCUCGUAUUCCCGUCAAAGGUGUCACUCUGCUUGGUAUUGCAGACGAGUUCAGCUUUCUGAAGGAGGGAGAAGCGUUUGCACAGGUAGAGACAGUGGAGUUUGGACAAGUCAAUCGAAGAAUACUGACGGGGCGAAAGCUGAUCGGGCGAUCACCGACAAUUGACCCGAGCGACGUUUGCAUGAUCGAAUGCCGGAAGCCGCCUCCGGGACAUCCUCUCUUGCAGCUCCGGAACGUCAUUGUCUUCAACACCUGCACGCGUGAUCAGCCGCUCCCGCGCAGGCUGGGAGGAGGAGAUCUCGAUGGCGACUUAUACACCAUCUACGAAGAUGAACGUCUCUUCCCUCAGACGCGUCAGCCCCCAGGAGUCUUCCACGAUAAGGUGAAGGAGCUGACGCUCAACAUAGACUGCGGUCCGCAUCAGCUGGCCGAGUUCUUUGCCGACUUCAUGCUAAAUGACUUUAUCGGGCUGGUUUCGCACCUUCACCUGCGAAUUGCGGACAUCAGCGAGCUGGGCUCGGAAGAUCCCAGAUGCAAGAAGCUAGCGAGGCUGCACUCUCAGGCCACUGACUUCCGCAAGACAGGCGUCGCUGUGGCGAGGACCGACCUGCCUAGAAUGCAAGAUCCCAUCAUUCCUGAUUUCCUGGUGCAAUCCGAGGAGAAGAGGGAAGGCAAGCUCACAUAUGCGAGCAAAAGGGUAUUGGGACACUUGUAUCGAGCGGUCUCGUGGGACAUGACAGACACGCCAAGCCUGGACAAAAACACGGAUCCCGAAACCGGGCUCGAAAGAGUCAUCGACGAGGAGCCUCCGGAGAUGGACGACGACGAGCUAACCGAAUUUGGGGCUGAGUUCAACAGGCUUGCAGAGCAACAGUCUCAGGGUCUGAUCAGCUCGGCACGUGCGACAGUAGGUAAUGGUUCGGCGACGCAGGCACUGCCUACCUCGUCUCAUUCUGGAACGCGAAACCUCCUGGCUGCAAGGAUCACUGGUCCAGCAGGCUCAGCCGACUCCACGAACGCUGCUCCUUGGCAAUUCAAGGACUCCACUUUCCCUCAGUUGCUCCAAAGAAUCAAUCAGGCGAACAGAUACUUUCUUCCAGCGCUCGGAGAUGACGGCAUACCGAAAGACGACGGUAGCGUGACCGCAGAGGGCCAUCGCUACGCAGCGCUCUUCCAAACCUUCACGAGCUUACUCCGCCAAAUGUCGCGCAAGAUCGCGUCGUACCACCCCUACCCUGACAAGCUUCGACGAAACGCCAGCGAUGCUGAAACCCCAAUGAACGGCGUCUACCUGGUUUCCGAGGUGUACUUGCUCACGGGCCGUCUUCCGUGGGCAAGAGUGGCGAAGAGAACCCGUACCGACCGGGAUAAUGACCUUCUCGACGGUAUGCAGUCUAUCUGCACGCUCCUGCGCAAACGACUCUGCCGAUUGUCGGAGCAAGGCGCAUACGAUAGCGCUGAGCAUGGCGGGUCCGGUCCGGAUACAGGUGGCAAGACAGAGACAUCGCUGGCUGAUAGCGGCGGAGGCUCUGGACGAGCUCAACGAGUUGCUGCAGGAGUUGCUGGCUCGAGCACCUCGGCCCGCUAUACAGGGGUUGGAACUGCGGAAGCUCCUAUCGAAGUGGACUCGAGCGAUGAGGAGUCGCUCUCAGGCGUGGAUAGUGCACGCUCGACUACUCCUCGCCCAGAUGGUCAAAGAUCGGCGUUGAGGCCCGUCACAAAUGUCAUUGACAACGCCUCGAGCGUUGCUGCGCAGCCUGUUCCUGGCUCAUCAAGUAGCGCACUCAAAAGGAAGGCGUCGCAAGACAUCGGUGAAGGUCAAAAGCGUACUCAGUCUGGCACGCCGUUGCCUCUCCAGACCCCUGCAGACGACAAUGAUGACAGACGAGCGACUCCGACCGCACCGGAUCACCCCAUCUCCCCCGCAUCUCAGCCGUCUCCACCGCCCGCGCCCAUGCUCCCUGCACAAGACGAAUUCAUCCGCCUAGACGCCGGCGAUGACGACGCCGCGACAGUUGCGGAGGAAGACGAGGGCGAAGAGGGUGAACUGACCGCUGCUUCAGCCCAAAACACAGUCGACUCACUGUGGAAGGCCUGUCAUUUCUUUUGCUCCCCCGAUCGCCCUCGAUACUCCAACGUGUACGGGUACAACACGUUCAUGAUCACGCUGACACUGCACAUGCUGUCGAUGUUGGAGACGCUCAAGCAUCUGUCCCGCGAUCAGGGUGGGAAGAGGUACUACCAGCGACCGCGAGCGGUGACACCUACGCCUCAAAAUCCAGAGGUCAAGACCGAGGAAGAUGGAUUCGAAGAGGAGGAAGACUACGCCGAGGAGGAUGAGAUGGAGUACGAACAGGACCCAAACUACAGUCUGACCGAAGAAGCUAUGCGGGCACUCAACCUUGGGCAGGCCAUCCUCGCCGACAUGCCUCCCAACCAGCUCGGCUUCGACGGCUAA